Molecule: messenger RNA, 2175 nt
Organism: Salvia miltiorrhiza (redroot sage)
Lineage: Eukaryota; Viridiplantae; Streptophyta; Magnoliopsida; Lamiales; Lamiaceae
Exons: 1
Coding region: 1-2175 (724 amino acids)
Source: RefSeq, a predicted model, not a curated record
AUGGAAGCAACCGCUCCGGCCGCGGACAGGGACGCAGAGAUCGAGAGGCUGCUCGAGGCUCCGAUGACGUGGAUCGGCACGUACAUCGCCGCCGCAUCUCUAAUCUGCGCGGCAGCGAUGGCGGCCGACACUCUGAAAGGAAUAUGGAAGAAGAAGCUCUGGUUUCCGUCGAGAUAUUUCUCCCUAAACGCAACUUCGCUGGCGCUGCUCGCGGUAGCGAUGAAGCUGCCGGUAGAUCUCACCACUCGAAUGUACACCGUCACCGACCGCCUCGCGAAGAUUAGCAGCCUCGCGUUCAUGUCCGCCGCCAUGGCCAAUUUCCUAACAUCGAUUGGCUCCAUGGCUGACAAGGACGUCUUCUCCAACGUCACCGCGUUAGCCAUUCUGGUGAUCACAGUCGUUGUGAACGUGUUCGUACAGGUAGUCCAGAUGCAUUCCUAUCUGCAGACUAGGCGUGCGUUUCUCGAAGAAGUUGUCGUCAUUGCGUUGAUGCUGUUCCUCCUUCUCAUGUUCAUCUCGUCCACCGUGAUGAUCCUAUCCACCAAAAGGUAUCUGGAGAGGAAAUACCACGAGAUGCAUAGAUCCGCCUUGAAUGAAGAUGAAGGAUUUGAUGUGAUUACCACUGAGAAACUGAGAGUGUUGAUCAAAAAGCAUUGGGUGAUCGCAGGAACCGGCAAUCCUGAGUUUGUGGUAGCUCGAUCCGUCACCUGCACCACAUCUGGUGUGUUGACGUUGAUGAUUGCUCUGGUUUUGUUGGAAGCUGAGUGCCGGAUGGCGAAGGAGUUCGGCUUCAACAUACUAGAUGAGGCGAAUUCUAGUUACGGAUGGUCGACAAAGUUUGUGCUUCUUGUUCAAACUGCUGGAGUGAUCGUUGCCACGAUUGCUCCGACCGUCAGAUGGUUCAUUGCUACAAAGUAUAGCUUCCUAGAUAAAGGAAGAAUGAGUAUUAAUGGUGCAGUGAGUGUUGAGAGCUAUUGGACUCAGAAAAUGGUGGAGUUGAGGCAGAGCUCUUUAUGUCUACAAAUUCCAAAUCUCAAGAGCAGGAAAGUUGUUCAUGUUUUGAGAGGGCAGUUUCUGCAAUUCUGCAUUUAUGCUCAGAAUCUGAUUGUUCUUGCUAGCAAGCUACUCCUUCUCUCCUCUCUCUGUUUCACUGCCCCAGUUAUGCCAUGUCUUAACUAUGUAAGAGAGUUGAAGAGGCGGAAUCGCGUAUCUCAAGCUGAUUCGGAGCUUGACUUCAGCCAGUAUGUGAUGCUGCUAGAGGGAGAAGCAGAGCUUCCUGCAGAAACUCUGGAGAAUAUCUGCGAAGAAGUUGAUCAAGUCAUUGAUAAAGCUAAGAUGAGGAAGCCCGAGAAUUUGCUCAAACUUCUCUCCAAAUCUUGCAGCUUCAAAGGGGUGGCAGAAUUUGAGAGCAAUCAGAUUCCGAGCCUACAUUCUCAAGAACUCCCUCAUUGCUGGUCUCUACCUCUGGUGACACUCUCCUGCGUCGCGCUAGCAUUUCCCAACGUGGAGAAGAGCAAAUCCGAACUUCUCCUGAGAGGCGUCACGGAAGGGCUUCGCCUCGUGAAGCUAGUGGAUAAGAUUCUUGAUAAAAAAGGCUGUUUAGCAAAUAUCAGAGCCGCAGCAGAUGUGGUUUGGGUGAGAGUUGAACUUUACCACAUGUGGCAAGAUGAAGAUCUUCAUGGAUCAUGUCUCAAAGGGAAGAAUGCAGUAGAAAUACUAGGUGAGCUCUCUAGUAAAGCUGAGAAGAUUGUCAUUGAAUUUAUGAAGGAAACAAGAAGCUGCCUAAUGAGAAAUCCUCUAAACUGGCCAGCGGAUGUGAUUGCUGCUGAUUCAAUGUAUAGAGUGAGUAAAACAAUCUUGCUCAACCAUGGAGUUGGUGAAGACAACAAAACAGAGGAGGCGUUGUUUGAGGAAUUAUGCGUCAUGAUUGCAGAUAUUCUUGCAGCAUGCCUUACAAAUCUGGUUCAUGUAAUAACUUUCAAGUGUCACAGCAAGAGCAUUGAGAAAAGAGAGAUGAGUGUGCGUAAAGCAGCUCUUCUUCUGGGCGAAACUGAGGAGAUAUCGGUGCUUCUGCAACACCGUCAACUGCAAACAUUGGCUCCUAAGAAGCCAACCAAUAUUCAAGAAUGGAGAGCCUUUAUAGCGUGUAGCAAUCAAAGUCGAGACCAGAGCUAA